AUGGCGGCUCCUGCAAUAGAGUCAGUGCAGUGCUUUGGCCGCAAGAAAACCGCGGUGGCCGUGACCUACUGCAAGCGCGGGCGAGGCCUGAUCAAGAUCAAUGGCUGCCCAAUCGAGCUCGUCGAGCCGGAGAUCCUCCGCUUCAAGGCCUACGAGCCUAUUCUCCUCCUGGGGACGACACCGUUUCGCUGGAGUCGACAUGCGCAUUCGCGUCAAGGGUGGUGGUCACACCUCUCAGAUCUACGCCAUUCGCCAGAGCAUAGCCAAAGCUCUGGUCGCUUUUUACCAAAAAUUUGUCGAUGA
Molecule: messenger RNA, 303 nt
Organism: Prunus armeniaca (apricot)
Lineage: Eukaryota; Viridiplantae; Streptophyta; Magnoliopsida; Rosales; Rosaceae
Source: the annotation of a GenBank genome assembly